Diaporthe citri is the source of this 1983-nucleotide messenger RNA. RefSeq lists its product as uncharacterized. Gene Ontology annotation, cellular component: signal recognition particle, endoplasmic reticulum targeting. The record is from RefSeq and is a predicted model, not a curated record. Bases 1 to 1983 code for a protein of 660 amino acids. Gene Ontology annotation, molecular function: protein binding; ribosome binding; 7S RNA binding. Gene Ontology annotation, biological process: SRP-dependent cotranslational protein targeting to membrane. NCBI's taxonomy places the organism in Eukaryota, Fungi, Ascomycota, Sordariomycetes, Diaporthales, Diaporthaceae. The transcript is spliced from 2 exons.
AUGGCCGCAUCCUUGACAUCUCUGCUCGCGCGCGCCAGCAUAGACGACCACUCCGAGGCCCUCUCGAUCGCUGACGCCGCCCUUGCAUCGUCCAAGUCCGACCUGACUGCCCAGCACACCAAGGUCGUCGCCCUGCUGCGGCUCGAUCAGUAUGACGAUGCCCUCCGCGUCAUCGCCGCCGCCGGGAGCGCCCUCGAGGACCGCUGCAUUCUUGAGAAGACAUAUGCCCUGUACAAGACGGGUGCCCUGGACGAUGCCGCUUCCUUGCUCGAGGGCCGCGAUCUCUCCAACGCCGAGCGACCACUGAAGCACGUCGCUGCGCAGAUCGCCUAUAGAACCGAGCGAUUCAGCCAGGCUGCCGAGCUGUACUCGCUGCUGAGGGAGGAUGACAGCACCGCGGUACUAGGCGAGGACACAGACCUCGUCAUCAACCAGCUGGCCACGCAUGCGCAGCUUGAAUGGCAGGGCCGGGGGGACUUGGUGCCGGACAAGAGCAAGCAGCCCAAGAGGGAGGACAUGGAAGCCUUCGAGACUGCGUACAAUGCUGGGUGUGGCUGCGUCGCGAGGGGGGACUUGGCAAAGGCAUCAAUCCUGCUCAAGAGGGCUGCUGAUCUCUGCGACGCAGCAGAGGACCUGAGCGAGGAGGACAAGAAGACUGAGUUGCUGCCCAUCAAACUGCAGCAGGCUUAUGUAUUUUCGCUACUGGGCAAGACGGAAGAGGCGGCAGCUCUACAAAAGGAAAUCGAGGGCUACGAAACCUCUGAUCUGUCCAUCAAAGCUGCAGCGGGUUGGAACUCGCUGAUUGCGAAGUCCCUUGCUAACCAGUACAUGGUUCAAAGACUCUCUGAGCUGGUACCUGAAGCAAUGGUCGGCAACGACAGACUCUUCAACCACCAAGCCGUGGGCGUGACGCGCAACCAGCACGCAAAUGCAUUGCAAUGUUACAAGCAGAACGAGGUAAAGGACAAGACCGCCGGGCUCCUGAAAGAAGACUCUGUACCUUCGAUAGAUCUGGAUCGGGUAUACGCUGGAUACUUCAACGCAGCAGCGCAAGCCAAGUGUCAAACAGAUAAAGCUGCGUUGAAGAAGAUCCUCGCUGUUCUCGAGAAGCGACCCUACGACGUCGGCCUUCUGCUCACAGUCAUACAUCUCUACAUCCAAGCCAAGAACUACGACAGCGCAAUCGACGUGCUCCAGAAAUUCUUCAAGUACGUCGAAUCGGCAGGCACUGCCGACCACGAGGAUGUGAGGUACGCACCGGGGCUUGUUGCUCUAGCCGUAGCUCUCUACCGCACGCAGAAUCGCCGGAAAGACAUUCGGAAUGAGUUGGGCCGGGCGGCAGCAUAUUGGCAGAAGAUACCCAAGAACUCCUCCACGACUCUGCUCCGCGAAGCAGGAAUAGAGCUCCUCCACUCAUCCAAGCCAUCCGACCUUGCGACUGCUGGUGCCGCUUUUGAGCGCAUGGUCGAUCAGGAUGCAGAGGAUAGGAUUGCGCAGGCAGGACUCGUCGCGUCGUUCGCGACGACCGACUACUCCAAGGUUGAACCACACCUCUCAUCGCUGAGCUCUGUCGAGGAACUUACCUCCGGAAUCGACGUUUCCGCCCUUCUUGAUGCUGGAGUGCCCAGCUUUGCUGCCCCCCAACAGCCAUCCAAGAAGCGAAAAGCCAACGAAGUCGAAGCUGGGACCGGAGCACAACCAUCAUCUGACAAGCCGAAGAAAAAGCCCCGUCUGGGCAAGAAUUACGAUCCUAACGUCAAGCCUGAUCCGGAGCGGUGGCUGCCCAUGCGUGAUCGGUCAUACUACAAGCCCAAGGGCAGGAAGGGCAAGAAGCGGGCCGCUGAGUCGACACAGGGUGGCGCGGUCGCCAACGAGGCCGAGACGCUGAACCUUGCUGGUGGUGCUGGACAGAUCAAAGUCGAAAAGGCGCCUCAGGGAGGCGGUGGUGGCGGGAAGAAGGGCAAGAAGGGAAGGAAGGGCUAG